UAAAAUAUUUGUCAACUUGGUGCAUUUGUGCUGUUUUCUGCUCCUCCCAAAUAUAUAUUUUAGUUUGCAGCUGGAUAGAAGUGCUUCUUAAAAAUGGUGUAAUUUUGAUUUAACAAAGACUUCUAAAUAUACACAAACGCAAAAUCCGGAUCAUUAAAGUGAUUUUUUAAAUCGCUAACUCUCUCAACAAAACACAAUUCGCUCAACUAUUCUAGGUCGUCAAAAUUGAUACCGUCGCAAUAAUAACGUCGAGCACCUGCAACGCCAAAGAUAGCGUUUGCAAAAGCUCUAGUGGCGUUAGUCUAGUGCCAAGUUGUAGUGGUGCCGUUGGAAAAGUGCAGUUAAUUCCUGGACCAGGACUAGUGGCUACAACUAAAAUGUCGGGUGAUCAAAAAACCCUUCUAAAGGGACACUCAUCACAGUAUGUAAAGUUAAACGUGGGUGGAAGGUUGUACUAUACAACAAUUGGUACAUUGACGAAACACGAUACCAUGUUAAGUGCAAUGUUCAGCGGACGCAUGGAAGUGCUAACAGAUUCAGAGGGUUGGAUUUUAAUCGAUCGUUGUGGCAAUCAUUUCGGCACCAUACUAAACUAUUUACGUGACGGUACAGUUCCAUUACCAGAAUCUCAUAAAGAGAUAGCCGAAUUGCUUGCCGAAGCAAAAUAUUAUUGUAUCACCGAAUUGGCCAUGUCUUGUGAACGAGCACUUCUGGCACACCAGGAGCCCAAACCAAUCUGCCGUAUACCGUUAAUUACUUCACAAAAGGAAGAGCAACUAUUGAUUAGUUCGUCGUCGAAGCCCGCAGUUAUUUUGGUAGUGCAACGACAAAAUAAUAAAUAUUCGUAUACAAGUACAUCAGAUGACAACUUACUGAAGAAUAUCGAACUUUUUGAUAAGCUGUCUUUACGUUUCAAUGAACGCAUAUUAUUUAUCAAAGAUGUCAUUGGACCUAGUGAAAUAUGCUGCUGGUCAUUCUAUGGACAUGGCAAAAAAGUUGCUGAAGUAUGCUGCACUUCAAUUGUGUAUGCCACAGACAGGAAACAUACUAAAGUCGAAUUCCCAGAAGCGCGCAUAUAUGAGGAAACGUUGCAAGUACUUUUGUAUGAGAAUCGUAAUGCACCAGAUCAAGAAUUACUGCAAGCAACAUCAUCAGUGCGCGGAGCCGUGGCUGCGCCCGGUAUGCAGCAGUACACCAGUGAUGAGGAGGAAGAACGCACCAGUCUGGCGCGCUUACGUUCGAACAAACGCAACAAUCCCACAUGAUUCAUGAAACAAUAUGUUGGAUGACAACGCACCGCUCUUCCCUAACUUUGGAGGGAUGUUAGCGGAGGUAGUGUGUAAAUGGCCAAAGAAAUAUACUAUUAUGGGGAUAUAAAAGCACCCGUGCGCGUUUAAUAUGAUAUAAAGACAAAUUUACUCGUAAAAUUAAAAAAAUAUACAUAUGUAUGUUCAGAACACAAAUGAUCAUACCUACAAAAUCACUCAAAUGGUCAAUAUUAUAUAAAUCCUUAAAGAAAUCUAGUAUAAUGCAAUGCAACGACCUUUAUUUCUCAUGUUCUGGUUUUGCAUAUUAGCAUACAUAUUUUAAUGAAUCAAUUCGUUAGAAAUAUUUUUUCACCACAUAACACCAUAUGCAUAUGUUGAUCUGUUGCUUAACAAUUCUACACGCUAUAGUAUUAAACGCACAUACACGAACAUUCUCAUUAUCAGUUUGCAAUUUACAAAUUGCUUUUAAGUUGUUUAUUUAUACCAUUCCGUUUAAUGCCGGUGGGAAACUGAUAAACGCGGUUUAAAUUUAAAACUAAUCUUUUUAUACAUACAUACACGCAGGCAAAUUGUAAGACCCACAUAUAAUUAAUUUGCAAUACCAACAAAUAAAAAUGAUUGAUGAAUCAAAUAUUUGUUUGAAUAUU
Bactrocera dorsalis (oriental fruit fly) is the source of this 1915-nucleotide messenger RNA. Its product is annotated as BTB/POZ domain-containing adapter for CUL3-mediated RhoA degradation protein 3. NCBI's taxonomy places the organism in Eukaryota, Metazoa, Arthropoda, Insecta, Diptera, Tephritidae. The record is from RefSeq and is a predicted model, not a curated record. Gene Ontology annotation, biological process: protein homooligomerization. The transcript has 3 exons. Bases 378 to 1265 code for a protein of 295 amino acids. Gene Ontology annotation, molecular function: protein binding.